GGUUGAAGUUGAUAUAACUGAAUUUUCAUUUGAUAUUUCCAACCACAUAACUUUACUCACCUUUCUUUGUGAGAAGUCUCAUUCCAUCAGAGAGGAGAUUCUCCUGUUUGUAAACACAGAUUUCUGAAAAAUUAAUGAAUUUUGGAUGUAUCUUCUAUGUUAAUUUUGUCACCAUUAAACAAACUUGUCAAUAUCUGGUCUCUUUUGGUUGUCAGCAUUUAAUGUAGUUUUUGGUGUAUUCAUGGACAUUAUUUUGAGCAAAUUCUGACUUUACAUGCAUGAAAUAAUGUGCACCAAUCUCGUUUCAAGCAAUGCAAGUUAGGUGCAAGUUAAUCAUGGACCAAACAUGUUCAGUUUCAAGUCACAAGCGAUCCAACAGUGAUCCAAUGAAAUGGAGAAUAAUGAAAGAUGAAUUUGUGAACAACAGUGAAGCUUCUUAUCAGCCUAAAGUGGAACUUGGGAAUCUAAAGGAAAAUAUUGAAUCCAAGAAGAGGCAGUACCACAACAUGGAUCUUCAAAGUUCUUUGACUCAAGAGGAACUGGGGAAUCUAAAGCAAAGCAUUGAAUCCAAGAAGAAGCAAAACAACAACAUGGAUCUUCAAAGCUCUUUGACUCAAGAGGCUGCAAAGGAACUGAUAAAGGAAAUUGGAAUAUUAGAACUAGAAGUCGUGUAUUUGGAACAAUAUCUGCUCUCUUUAUAUCGAAAAAGAUUUAACGAACACAUUUCUUCACUAUCAACCAAGGAAAGAAGAUUGGAAUCAGCUUCAUACAUUAACAAGAGUACUUCUGCAUUAAGUGGCAAUGAUUCUAUCCCUGACAUUCACAAAGGAGCUUCUGUAGUACCUCCCAGUGGUGCUUUAUCUGACAAAGAAGUUUCAGUUCCAUGCUCAAGCGAAAUCAUUUCAACAAGUGAUCAAGGUGGUUUACAACUCAAGGAAUGCAAUAACCAGUUAGAACCAGAAUCUGUUUUAGACUCUAGCAUUCAUCGGUGUUACUCCGCACUAUCUCAACAAACAGCUUGCUCAAUUGAAGCUUCUUCUGAGAACAUUAAGACCAAAGCUGCAGACUCUUACCAUUCUCUACCAUUAUUUAUGCUAGAGCAAACUCAGUGUGCUAAAUCCCACUCAACUAGCCUAGCAGAACAAUUUGGGAAUAGCUACACUGAUAAUGAUGUAGAGACACCAAAUUGGCUUUGUGAGGAGAUGAUCAAGUGCAUAUCAGCAAUAUAUUGUGAACUUACAGAGUCGCCUUUUCUCUGUCGUAAAAAUGCUUUGUCACCCGGUUAUGAGGUACCUUCAAAGAACCAGGGUAGUAAGUGGGGAUCACAAUGGAAGAAGAAUUCAAUAUUCAAUUUAAACUCCAGUAACCAUUUCCAUGUCAAAGGGUCAAAAAAAUUAAGCGGACCUUAUUGUUCAAUGAUAAGAAUUCAGAAAUUGUGCACAGAUAAAGAGAAAUUAAAAGAAAUUGAGUACAUGCUGCGCAGAUUUAGGUCACUUGUUUCUCGGCUGGAAGAAAUUAAUCCUCGAAAUAUGAAACACGAAGAAAAGCUAGCCUUUUGGAUUAAUGUGCACAACACUUUAGUAAUGCAUGCCUUGUUAGUUUACGGAAUUUCACCGAACAAUGUCAAAAGAAUGUCUUCAGUACUUAAAGCUGCAUAUGACAUUGGGGGUCAUAAUGUAAGUGUAGAAAUGAUACAGAACUUCAUUCUAGGAUGCAGUUUGCCUCGUCCAGGACAAUGGCUGCGGCUGUGGUUUCCUUCAAAGACAAAACCAAAGAUCAGAGAUGUAAGAAAUGGAUAUGCUAUACGUCAUCUAGAACCUUUAUUACUAUUUGCUCUUAGCACAGGAAGCCAUUCUGAUCCUGCGGUACGUUUGUACACACCCAAGAGAGUCUUAGAGGAGCUACAAUCUGCGAAAGAAGAAUACAUUCAGUCCAACAUCGCAAUAACCAAGGAACAUAAAAUAAUUCUACCAAAGAUAGUUGAUUCCUUUGCAAAAAGUUCAGGUCUAGGAGCAUCUGAUUUAGCGGAGAUGGUUAUGCCUCAUAUACAUGAGUCUCAAAGGAAAAGCGUCCAUGAGUUUCAAUCAAAGACAAACUGGAAAGGAAUUGAAUUAACCCCUCAUGACUUCACUUUCCAUUACCUGCUUUCAAAGGAAUUAGCUUGGUAAUUUUAUGCCUCGGUACGAUACAUGAAUUUGUGUACAUGGAGGGCAUAAUUGUCGGUCUAUCCAUAUCUAUACUAGAAUUAUAUUUGAUAGUAAGCACUGGUGUACUAUGCAAGAAGAAAAUGUGUCUGGCUCAAAGCAUAACCGGUAAAUAAUAAUUGUCUGCCAAUGGCAACACUUCAGGUGAGGGAAGGGAGCAGAGAGUGAUGUUACAACAGAUAGCAAAGCAACAAUCUGGAAGUUUUGGGAGCCUCCAGGACUUCAUUAUUGUUACUGAAUUUUGGAAGCUUGAGUUUAAGUAUUUUACUAUUGCUAGAUUGUUUUUCACUUUAUGGAUGUAUAUUUUUACCUCAACAUCUUGCUUUGGCCAAUCGAUCAAUCCUAAAUACUGUUUUACUGUGUGUCUGCUCAGUGGAAAUGCAAUGAAACGCAUUCUUGUGUCUUUUUUGUCAUA
Molecule: messenger RNA, 2619 nt
Organism: Medicago truncatula (barrel medic)
Lineage: Eukaryota; Viridiplantae; Streptophyta; Magnoliopsida; Fabales; Fabaceae
Exons: 11
Coding region: 312-2168 (618 amino acids)
Source: RefSeq, a predicted model, not a curated record